Messenger RNA from Juglans regia (Persian walnut), 4256 nucleotides. RefSeq names its product 60S ribosomal export protein NMD3-like. Gene Ontology annotation, cellular component: nucleus; cytoplasm. The transcript has 7 exons. Bases 483 to 2018 code for a protein of 511 amino acids. NCBI's taxonomy places the organism in Eukaryota, Viridiplantae, Streptophyta, Magnoliopsida, Fagales, Juglandaceae. Gene Ontology annotation, molecular function: ribosomal large subunit binding. The record is from RefSeq and is a predicted model, not a curated record. Gene Ontology annotation, biological process: ribosomal large subunit export from nucleus.
GGCCUAAUCGAAUCAUGCACGGUUUUAAAAGAAGCUCAACGCGUCAAGAUAGGGUCUAGGGACACCCUUUCUAGCUUCUGAAUCAACUUUACCUCUUCGGAUUUCGCAGAUUUCUCUCAUAAACCAGCCAAAGCAACGCUCGCGAUUCUUUCAUCUCAUUCCUGCUGAACGUAUUUUCUUGGAAAACAUAUUCAUCUCUUGACCUGUUUGAGAAGAGGAAAAAGAGAGGUCAACAGAAAAGGAAGCUGAUAAUACUGAACGUAUUUUCUUGGAAAACAUAUUCAUCUCUUGACCUGUUUGAGAAGGGGAAAAAGAGAGGUCAACAGAAAGGGAAGCCGAUAAUACUGAACGUAUUUUCUUGGAAAACAUAUUCAUCUCUUGACCCGUUUGAGAAGGGGAAAAAGAGAGGUCAACAGAAAAGGAUCCUUCGACGUCGAUCAUCUUCAUCCUUCGUUUUCCUCCAUUACCCCAACAUCAAAGCCAUGACUGAAGAAUCGGGUAUGUUUAUGGUUCCCCAAACAGUCGGAAGCGUUCUUUGUUGCAGAUGUGGCAUUCCAAUGGCACCAAAUGCUGCCAAUAUGUGUGUCAAGUGUUUGCGCUCCGAAGUUGACAUCACGGAAGGUCUUCAGAAGCAUGUAAUCAUAAUCCAUUGCCCUGAGUGUGACAGCUACUUGCAGCCACCGAGAACUUGGCUCAAAGCCCAAUUAGAAUCAAAGGUGCUGUUGACAUUCUGCGUAAAGAGGCUGAAGAAUUUGAAUAAAGUAAGAUUGGUGCAUGCGGAGUUCAUUUGGACCGAACCCCAUUCCAAGAGGAUCAAGGUCAAAUUGAAAGUUCAGAAAGAGGUUCUUAACGGAGCAAUACUUGAACAAUCGUACGUGGUCGAGUAUGUUCAGCAAGAACAUAUGUGUGAACCCUGUUCAAGGAUUCAGGCCAAUCCGGACCAGUGGGUUGCAGCCGUGCAACUGCGCCAACAUGUUUCUCACCGGCGAACUUUCUUUUACUUGGAGCAGCUGAUUCUGAAGCACAAUGCUGCUGUCUCUGCCAUAAAGAUCCAGCAGAUGGAUCAAGGGAUUGACUUCUUUUUCUCAAACCGGAGUCAUGGUGUGAAGUUUGUGGAGUUCGUUGGUAAAGUUGCUCCAGUUAGGAGUCGCAAUGACAAACAGCUUGUUUCCCACGAUACUAAGAGCAAUAACUACAAUUACAAGUACACUUUCUCUGUUGAAAUCUGUCCGAUAUGUCGUGAGGAUUUGAUCUGUUUGCCUCCAAAGGUUGCAGCUAGUUUGGGAAAUCUAGGUCCUCUUGUGAUUUGCACCAAAGUCACCAACAGCAUUGCUUUGCUUGACCCUUUCACCUUAAGGAUCAGUUUCUUGGAUGCUGAUCAGUAUUGGAGGGUGCCAUUCAAAUCUCUAUCCACUAGCAGGCAACUAGUGGAGUAUAUAGUGUUAGAUGUGGAGAUUGUUUCUUCUGAAGUUAAUGUUGGUGGCUCCAAGUAUUUCUUAGCUGAUGCACAAGUGGCUCGUGUAUCAGAUUUCGGGAAAAAUGAUACAAUUUUCUCCAUCAGAACGCAUCUCGGCCAUCUUUUGAACCCUGGGGAUUAUGCGCUUGGUUACGACUUAUAUGGAGCUAACAGUAAUGAUGGUGAGCUAGAGAAGCACAAGAGUCUGAUCCUCCCAGAGGCAAUUCUGAUAAAGAAGAGCUAUGAAGAGAAGCGCCAGAAGAAGCGCGGGAAGCCUCGUGCAUGGAAGCUUAAAUCCCUUGACAUGGAAGUUGAUGAUAGGAAGGGAAGAGCUGAGCAAGAGAAGAUGAACAAUGAGUACGAACACUUCUUGAAAGAUUUGGAGGAGAACCCUGAAAUGAGGUUUAAUAUAUCAUUGUACCGUAAUAGAGAUUACCAGCCAUCAGAGAUGACGUCUGUGGCUGAUGGAGAUGACUUGCCUUCCGUUCCACUGGAAGAGUUGCUUGCUGAUCUUGAACUAAGUGAAGAGGAGGAAGGUGUGAGUGAUAGCAUGAUGGAGUGAUGAGAAGCUUUUGCUCUUAAAACAUAUUUUCCUUCCUCUGAACUUCUCGUAUGAGUAGCAUUUGCAUUUGUCUUUUUUUUCUUUGCAUUUUUGGUCAGGGUCGCUUGUUUUUCAGUAACUAAAUUAUAUUUUUGCAGUAGAUGGUUUUUUCCCUGUUUUGUUCCUCUUUUCUAUUGUAAUGGCCGUUAUGUUUUAAUGUUGUAAGUUGAUUUAUUCUUGAUAGUCAUGUUUUGGGAUUGUUGGAUGUGAUGAAAGUAUAAAUGCAAUGUUUUAAAUGAAAUAAACCAUAGAAGUUGGCUCUUUAUAGAAGUUUGCUUUUACGUGAAGUACAUUAUUUUGUAGGUCAAUUCAUCCAUAUUUCUCAAGAAACCAUAGAAAGAUCAUAUCAUAUCUUAUUGUUUACCUGCACUAAGACUAUUCAUCCGGGCCGGCUUUUUUCUUGGUCCUGUCCGGAAGGAUAAUCGGGUUCCAGAUGCUGUUUCCGGCCUGGGUUAUAACCUGGCCAAAAACCAGAUCACCCUACCCGAAAACCCGGUACCUGGAUUUUUAAAAAAAAAUUGAUCCCAGUAUCAAAAUGACGCUGUUUGAGAGUUAAAAUCACUUGUCCUGUUUGAUAUCUCAACUCUCAACUCUCAGCCUCAAGAUCUCUCUCUCUCUCUCUCUCUCUCUCUCUCUCUCUUCCUUUGCCGAUACUGAAGCUUCGUUGCCUCGUGGCCGAUCACUCUGUUGCUCCGUCGUCGACUUCAAGAACCCAAGCCCGUCUUUCUAAGAGGAGAAAGUAUCUACUUGGGACAAGAUCAGUGUUGAGUCUAGCACAAUUAAUGGUGUGUUUGAAGUAACCGAGAGUAUCACUGUGGACAUUCUGAACAGUGAGGGCAGUGCAGUUAAUGGUACCAUAGCUAAAGUUAGUUCCAAUGACAAUGAUCAAACCAGUAAAGUUAGAUCUUGAUUGUUUCAAUCACCUUCUCAUUGCUGUUAGAAGCUGUUUUUGCCUUUUGCUUUAUUUAUGAUUCUAAUGCAAUGUUGUGCUUGAUUACAAUGGAUUGAAACAUAAACCAAUUCCUAACACUUUCUCUUCCAGAACCAGCUCUACUUUCUUUGCUGAGACCCCUGAGUGAGCUCAAUCCGCUGCGGUUAAGCUCUAAAAGGUGUACAAGAGUUACAGGACUCAAAGCAACCUUACACAUUGUGCAGUGGUUGUGGAGCAGCUAUGGAGGAAAGCAUUGGACUUUGCUGCUCUAAAGCAGGGUUCUGUGUCGUUCUUUGAUGUUGAGAAACCAGAAACCGCUGUUUCAAGGUGGGUGAGGGCAAAUUAUAGAGCAGCCAAGGCCCACGGUGCUUGUACACCAUAAGAAUUCCAAGCUUCUGCAUAACGUGAUUUUAUAUCUUCUUGAUCUGCUGGAGAAUUAUUUCGAUAUUGAUUAAGAAGAAUUACUAAUAGAAAAAUUAAGAAGGCUAAGAAAUCAAGAGAUUAAUUACCGAGUGCAGGUGGGAAAGGGCUUGUCCAAGUAGAAGUAUGAGAAGGCCCAAAAACUGGCGCUGCAAUACUGGGUUAAUGGCUGCCACUUCAAGAUCAAGGCCAUUGAUUUUCCUGCAAGACCAUGGACAUGGAGCAGCAUGGCCUUCAACAUAGCUUGAGAAGUAGUAGUACUGAAAAGAUUUCUAAACCUUGUGUGAAGCUGGGAAUGGGAAUUAAAAGAAAACUGAGAAGAUUGGUUUUAAAGGGUACGAUUGGGAGGGUGAAAUAAAACAUCAUGAUGUAUGGUUUAUGCCAUUAGUUACUGUGGAUUAUAGUUGGAGAUGUGGGCUAAUGCCGGUGGCAACCUGGAUGCUUAGUGAACAACAAAUGCAAAAUCACCGAAUUUGCGUGUGCUCCAGAGAAAGAAAGGCGAAAAGCGUUCAAUGCUGUGGCUACUGCAGUUUCAAGUGCCGCUGCUCAUACGAGAUUGAUGGAUUGUUGGUUGAUUCAUGAGUAGGAAUAGUGUUCAAGAACUCUUGAACCCCUCGUAGAGAAGGGCCCUAUACACACCACCUUUAAUGUAGAACUUUUCUUUGUUGCCAAUUUGUAAUGUACUAUUUCUUCAAGCUGUAUGCUGCUUUGAUGCUUGCUGCUGUUUCUUGUGUUUGCUGCCUGAUGUUUGUUGCUCUGCUGUUGUGGCUAGCCAUGUUUUCAAUCUAUUCAUUUCUAUGGAGCCAUGGAGUGCUUCAUUGUUAUUAAUAGAAUAUUGUGUUUUGUAA